CACUAUUCGGCUUCCUAUUGGUCGAGACGGGUUACGGUUAGAAUUUGAAACGGGGGAGACGUUGAAGCCAAGGCGAGCUUGUGGCAAGUAGUAAAAACAGAAGAAGCGCCGGAGAAGCUUCACCGUCGCGAAGCAGAAUGAGUCUGCAAACCUUGAAGGAAGAAAAUAUUAGUGAUGCCACAGCUUUGGAAAGCUGUGCCAUGCUCUUCACAUCACCAGAGAUCACAGGCAGACCUUCCAUUCUUCGCCCAUCACAGAAAGAAAAUGUGCCGCCAAAGGGAAUAGUGAAGCCUAUGAAGGUGACUUUUCAGACUCCUGUGCGGGAUCCUCAGACUCGCAAAAUCCUGAGUCCAGAUAUAAGGAAGAAAAUUACACCUUUAGUAGAUGACUGCUUAGAGAUUCCAGAGGAUCUUGUCUUUCCUGCAGCCAGUGUAGUGACUCAACCAAUAGUGAAAGCAGACACAGAUUCAGCAAAAGAGGAGACAGAGACUGAAGAGAAGGUCAGCUUUGAUCUUUCAAAUGAUGUCAUGCCAGAAAAAAAUAAAAGAUCACACAUUGCUGACAUGUCUGCAAUAAAUGAUGCUGAUCCAUUCAAGAGCACUGGUGGCCUUCUGAAUUCCCCUAAAAGUCAAACAAUCUCUCCUUUGCAAGUUUGCCAAAGAAAAGAAACACGGGAUAGAAAUUCUCUUUUGCUUGAUGCAAUUUACCUGCAAACUGCAACUGAAAAUAAUCUGUCUCAGGAAACAAGCUGUGAGCCAGCAUGUUCUUUCCAUUUGGUCUCAUCACUAGAUGUUGAUUCCUCAAAGCAAAAUCUGUGCUCCAAUCAGGCUAUAAAACAAGUUUCUAACAGCAUUUGCAAAACUGAUCCAUCAUCAGUAAACCAAGUACAAAAUCAUCCCUCACAACUUGUGCCAGAAUCCUGUAGCUUUGGAUAUCCCUGCAAUUGGGAAAUAGAAGAAAAGGACAAAGGGCGAACCAGUAUUGGAAUAGAAGAGACUCCUGCCCCAAAAGGAUCUUGUAACUUCGAUUAUGAUAAGUUAGAUCCUGAUUUCAACCCAUUUGGAGGUGGUUCCAAAUUACAGAAUUCUCCUAACUGUCCUGUGCCCAGCAUUGAGAAGAAUGAUAUCCAAGAGGACAGUGUACUGCUCAAAAUACAUUUCCCAAAAACAGACCAAUAUAAUUGCUCUGAUGAAUCCAAAGCUAUAGAAACAACACCUGACAAACAGAAAGAGUUUGAUGAGCAGAUUGUUACCGAAGAGCAGGUUGUACCUGAAGUAGGAACUCAGACUGAACCUUCAAGUGAAUUGGUGGAUGAAAAUACUGCGUCAGCUGAGGCUUUAUGUCAAGGUAAUUCUUCCUUACAUGAGGCUGUAGAUGAUACAGCAUUCAAACCUCCAUGUCAGACAGAAAAAGUAAUAAAUAAAAGCAGCCAUAUGGAGAUAGAAAAUGAGGAAUUCAGAUCACCCAUGGAUGUUCUAGGAAUGGACAUAGAAAUAGAUUAUUUGGAACAGUUUGGAACAUCCUCGUUCAAGGAGUCUGUUCUAAGAAAACAAUCUCUCUACCUGAAGUUUGACCCACUGCUGAGUGAAAGCCCUAAGAGAUCAGAUUCUGCUGUUAAUGAAGUAAAACCCACAGUUCCUGCGCUGUUUCAAAACACCAGGCCAUCCAUAGUCAUGGCAUCUGAUGAAGUAAAAAUAUUAGAACAGGAAGAAAAACCAUUGGGGCUUGAUCUUCUUGGAACUUUCCCACAUUCAGGCAAAACUCUGGAAGACAUCCCAAUCAGGAAGAAUACUUCAUUAUUCCCUUAUGCUCUGUCUACUGAUUCCAUUAUAGAAGUAUUGAAAUACAGUCAGAAAGAUAUGGAUGCAGCUGUAGAAAAGGUUAAGCAUGAGAUGGAUACUGUUGUUAAAAAGCUCACUUCUGAGGUGAAAGAAAAGCAAAUAGAAGCUUUGGAAUGGAAAAUGAAGCAUGACAAAAUUUAUAUUGAAAGUAAAGAAAUGGGAAAAAUUGUUGCAGAGUUUGAAGGAACCAUUACACAAGUGAUGGAGGAGUCCCAGAUUCAAAAGGAACUUGCAAAACAAGAAUUACAGAAAGUACUUGAUGAAAAACAACAAGCUAUAUCUGAUUUGAGUUCCAUGGAAAAAUCUUUCUCAGAACUCUUCAAGAGAUUUGAAAAACAGAAAGAGGCAAUAGAAGGAUUUCAGAGGAAUGAAGAGGCUCUGAAGAAAUGUGUUGAAGAUUACCUUGCAAGAAUUAAAAAGGAAGAGCAGAGAUACCAAGCACUAAAGGCUCAUGCAGAAGAAAAACUGUGCCAAGCCAAUGAAGAGAUUGCCCAAGUAAGAAGUAAAGCUCAAACAGAAGUAGUGGCACUUCAAGCCACUUUACGCAAAGAACAAAUGAGAAUCCAGUCACUAGAGAGAAGCAUUGAGCAAAAGACAAAGGAAAACGAUGAACUCACAAAAAUCUGUGAUGAUCUGAUUUCUAAGAUGGAAAAAAUGUGAUAAACCUGAAUCAUCCCACUUUCCCGUCGCAGUUCUUACUUCAAAUCUUGGGAUAGUUAAUGAUGAAAGAUAAUUGCCAGUCUUCAUUUGCACUAGUUUAGUCUUACUGUUUUUCUGUGAAAACUUGUAUAUUCUCUGUUAUUAUUUACAAAAAGCAAUUGGAGGCCUGGCACAUGCCUGCUUGUCAUUAUUUCUGUAAAUAAAGUAAAGCUAUUGGUGCACUUUGUU
This is a messenger RNA of Sceloporus undulatus (fence lizard), 2729 nucleotides long. It is a transcript of the gene TACC3, whose product is annotated as transforming acidic coiled-coil containing protein 3. Gene Ontology annotation, biological process: mitotic spindle organization; cerebral cortex development; cell population proliferation. Gene Ontology annotation, cellular component: cytoplasm. The coding region runs from base 138 to 2501 and encodes 787 amino acids. The transcript is spliced from 16 exons. The record is from RefSeq and is a predicted model, not a curated record. NCBI's taxonomy places the organism in Eukaryota, Metazoa, Chordata, Lepidosauria, Squamata, Phrynosomatidae.